UGUUCCUGCUCUGGUGGCCGAAAUUUACCCAAACUGUACGUUGGUGUAUUCCAGGUAGUAAAAUACGCUCAUGGCAUAUCUUCGCAGCGUAUCACCGAAACAUGGAAUGUUUCCUCGAAAUCACCUUACUUUUCCGAGGUUUUCGACUUGCCAACCAACAACAACCACACUGGAACUACCUCGGAGAACCUCAAGCCAGAACCCAAUGCUCGGAUCUCGACCAAACGCACACGGUGAGGCCAAAAGAGCACAGCGCGGCAACCAGCAUGAAAAUGAGCAGUCACCUGAGAUCACAACUCCUGCUGAGCCGCAUCCUAUCCCUCCCGUGGAAACCUCCGUCCCACGCGGCGGUCACGUCAGGCCAGAGAGGAGAGCUUCCCCUCGCACGUGCUCGCCGGGCAUACCUGACCGCCAGCUACCUAUGGGCAAACGACUUGAUACUAUCGGCCGGGAUGCAUGAGAAUCUCCGGGGGAAGGGCUCGGGCUCAUGGUUACACGCGGCUGUGAUAUCCUCUAACGGAAAUAAAGGUACUCAGCUACGAGCUCCUACCCUUUUCUGGGACAAAGCGACAGACUCGGCCGUUUCAUCACCAUCAAUCCCGCAAUCACCACCCAUGAGGAAGGGCUCGGUAUCACUCCCAAAACAGACCAUCAAACAUCUGGAACUUCUCCACGGUGGGCACAUGACUCUAUUCAGAGCAGCUGUGCCUCACUCCGUUAUCCCGUUGUCCCGUUUCUAGGCGAGCCAGGCGUGCCAGGGUUAUGUGCUAUGCCCCCGCGGGGGUGCGGAACGACUGUGACGCGGGGCGGGCC
This is a messenger RNA of Neurospora hispaniola, 813 nucleotides long. RefSeq lists its product as uncharacterized. Bases 102 to 740 code for a protein of 212 amino acids. NCBI's taxonomy places the organism in Eukaryota, Fungi, Ascomycota, Sordariomycetes, Sordariales, Sordariaceae. The record is from RefSeq and is a predicted model, not a curated record. The transcript has 4 exons.